This is a messenger RNA of Lodderomyces margitis, 2133 nucleotides long. RefSeq names its product translation initiation factor eIF3 subunit b (gene PRT1). Gene Ontology annotation, molecular function: translation initiation factor activity; translation initiation factor binding; RNA binding. The transcript has a single exon. Gene Ontology annotation, cellular component: eukaryotic translation initiation factor 3 complex. Lineage: Eukaryota; Fungi; Ascomycota; Pichiomycetes; Serinales; Debaryomycetaceae. The record is from RefSeq and is a predicted model, not a curated record. The coding region runs from base 1 to 2133 and encodes 710 amino acids. Gene Ontology annotation, biological process: translational initiation.
AUGUCAAUCAAUGAAGAAGAUUAUUUGCAGUUAGAAAAGGAAAUCAAUUUGGACGAUAUUGAUUUCUCAGACUUGGAGGAAAAGUAUGAAGCUGAUGUUGGAUUAGAUAAUUACAUUAUUGUUGAUGGUGCACCAGUUGCACCAGAAUCAAAGGUUCCUGUUUUAACUAAGGUGCUUAGAAAGUUGUUCAGUACCGUGGGAGAAAUAGUAGAAGGAGAAGAAGGUCUUUAUAUGCCAUUAGAGGAUGGAAAAUCUAAAGGGUAUUUAUUCAUUCAAUACAAAACACCCCAAGAAGCUGAUUCCGCGAUUAAAAAGUUACACGGUAAAAAGUUGGAUCAGAAUCACAGAUUGUUGGUGAACAAGUUUUCAGACAUUGAGAAAUAUGGUUCAGUUAGCGCCGAGUUCAAAGAACCAGAGGUUGAACCAUUUAAGUCGCACGGUUAUUUGCACAAUUGGUUGCAAGAUCAACAAGGAAGGGACCAAAUAGUGACUCAUUUUGGAGAAACUGUAGGUAUUCACUGGAGCAAAAAGGCAAGUGAUCCCGAACAGGUUGUUGACCCUAGAAAAGGAUUUACCUCCAAGUACGCCAAGUUUUCACCAAAAGGUACAUAUCUUUUUUCAAUCCACCCUCAAGGAAUUCAGUCAUGGGGAGGUGCUGAUUUCCAUAGUGUCAGGAGGUUCUUUCACAACCAGGUUAGACUUAUAGAUUUUUCACCCAACGAGAAAUAUAUGGUUACAUUGUCACCCAUCCCCAUUGCAUUACCAGAUUCGGCCGCCGAUAGACAACAAUUUCCCUUUGGACCCGAGAGUGAAGGACACAAGUUGGUUAUAUGGGAUAUGAUUACUGGUGAACCGGUUAGAACCUUUGCCUUGCCACCUCAUCUUGAACACCAAAAGGAAAUGCCAUGGCCGUUGGUCAAAUGGUCUUUUGAUGAUAAGUAUUGUGCUCGUCAAGGACCUGAUGCUUUGGCUAUUUAUGAAACUCCAAGUUUCCAAUUAUUGGAGAAAAAGUUGGUGAAAAUUGAUGGCAUUCAAGAUUUCGAAUGGGCCCCAGCGGGAGUAAAAUUACACAACAAUAAGGGUUCGAACCUUGAGCACAUCUUGUCAUACUGGACACCAGAAAGUACCAAUCAAACUGCAAGAGUUGCCGUAAUGCAGAUCCCUAGCAGACAAGUCUUACGUACUGUGAACCUUUUCCAAGUUAGUGACUGUAAGAUGCAUUGGCAAAGUGAAGGAAAGCUUUUGUGUGUUAAAGUUGAUAGACACACUAAAUCAGGUAAGACUAUUUUUUCCAACCUUGAUUUCUUCAAGUUAGGCGAAAAGGAUGUUCCAGUGGAGAAGCUCGAAUUGAAGGAUGUUAUCGUCAACUUUGGAUGGGAACCAAAUAGUGAAAGAUUUAUCACCAUUAGUCGCUUGGAUGACGGAGAUCCAAAUCCAUCUAUACCAAAAAACACCAUUACUUUUUACGCACCAGAAGUCGCCAAGGGAAAGAAUGCAAACUCAAAAUACAAGGCGUACAAAGUCGUUGAAAACAAACACUCCAACACCAUUGCUUGGUCACCAAAGGGAAGAUAUGCCGUUGUUGCCACAAUUUCAAGAUCUGCGGGUGAAAUUGACUUUUUUGAUGUAUCAUUUGAUGAUGAGACCAGCAAGAAAGGUGCACCAGCCAACGUCAAGUUGCUUAAGACCGACCAGUAUGUGGGAAUGACCAACAUUUCUUGGGAUCCUUCUGGCAGAUUUGUCACUGCGUGGUCUUCCUCAUGGUUACAUGCUAUCGAUAAUGGGUACAGAUUAUACGAGUUCACCGGUAAAUUGUUGAGAGAUGAAUCAAUUGACCAGUUCAAGGACUUUAUCUGGAGACCACGUCCUGAAAGUUUGUUAUCAGCCGCUGAGAAGAAAAAGGUUCGUUCCAACUUGCGUGAGUACUCUGCUCAAUUUGAAGAAAUCGAUGCUAUGGAGGCCGAUGCAGCCGUUAAAGAAGCCAUCUUGGCAAGAAGAAAGGCAUUGGAGGACUGGAGAGCAUACAGAGCUAAGCACGUGAACAAGAAGGCACAAACCAGUGAUGUGAAGGCUGAAAUUAUCGAAGAAAUUAAGGAGGAGAUCAUUGAAGAAAAGGAGGAAAUUGUCGAGUAA